AAUCAAUUGAAGCUGCAAAUAGCCAACAGGUCGACAGCAUCGCCUUCUUGCGCCAACACGUCAAGAUGCUGUCGCGACAGAUUGUACGGGCGGUGCCCAGAACUGCUACCCGACUACCACUCAUUUCACGCCGAACCUACCUCCCCCCGUCGAUCAACAGCCGCGAUGUUCUUGACCAGAAGUACCCGGAUCCCCCUAGGCUUACAGAGGAGGAAGAUCCCGGAAUGAACGGUGGAUACGUCAACCCUCUCCCUGUCAAACGUCAAUUCCGUGACCCUCAUGGAGAUUGGUGGGACAAGCAGGAGAGGAGGAACUUUGGCGAGCCUGUCCACGAGGAUUUCGAUCUCCACGGCAUGUUCACGCCGCACGAGUACACAUGGACGACUCCUGGCAAGGGUGCCGUCAUGUUCGGCACAUUUGUUGUUGCCUUUCUGGGUGUAUUGGUUGGCGUCAAGAUGGCAUACCCUGAUAUCCAGUCGUAUCCCCGCGAGUUCGAGGGUGGCCUUGAACGCGAGCUCGGAGGUCCCGGCGCGAUGAGGGCAAGAAUGGCCGGAGACCCAGAGCCAUUUGUCAAGGAAUAAAAGGCGCGGAAUGCCCUCUUGUACAUACACUUUGUCUAGAAGAAGUCGUGGAUUGGGAGAAAUCGGCCGCCGCCAACUAAAUCCGGUGUUUCGUAUGUCUUUGAACCUCAGGAGUUCCACGACAUGCCGCAGGUGUAGGGGAGCUUGAUUUCCCUCUCUUAGGGCUCAAUCCCGUAAGUACCACCUUGUGUUGAACUGAACUAUUUUCACGUGGAUCACGGCCGGAAACCAACGCGUUCCGAGAUCGUGAACUUAAACGGUGCCGUACCCUCAAAACUGCUUUCGCCGGAGGUACCCACCGGGGUCGUUAAGUUUGCCUGGAUUCGGAACAAUCUCAUAACAAGCAGGUAUUCAAUAGGACCUGGCCAGUUUGGCUGGUCCUGACUAAAAAUGUCUGAAGGUAGUUGGCUUGCUUUGGUUCAAUUGCUGCAUGCUUUGGACUUUUUUUUUUCUUUCUUUGCCCCCAAGGAAGGAGGUGAGUUAUCGCAAGACCAGC
Pyricularia grisea is the source of this 1077-nucleotide messenger RNA. RefSeq lists its product as uncharacterized. The transcript is spliced from 4 exons. The record is from RefSeq and is a predicted model, not a curated record. Gene Ontology annotation, cellular component: mitochondrion. Bases 66 to 581 code for a protein of 171 amino acids. Lineage: Eukaryota; Fungi; Ascomycota; Sordariomycetes; Magnaporthales; Pyriculariaceae.